Hypoxylon trugodes is the source of this 2890-nucleotide messenger RNA. Its product is annotated as origin recognition complex subunit 4 C-terminus-domain-containing protein. Lineage: Eukaryota; Fungi; Ascomycota; Sordariomycetes; Xylariales; Hypoxylaceae. Bases 152 to 2689 code for a protein of 845 amino acids. Gene Ontology annotation, cellular component: nuclear origin of replication recognition complex; nucleus. The record is from RefSeq and is a predicted model, not a curated record. The transcript is spliced from 4 exons. Gene Ontology annotation, molecular function: ATP binding; DNA replication origin binding; ATP hydrolysis activity. Gene Ontology annotation, biological process: DNA replication; DNA replication initiation.
CUCCAAGCAGGGGCCAACAUUGUGUCAACCAUCCCAUCUUCAACUACGAACUUGCGAACUUUACUGAUUUAUUGUACGUUUGUUUAACUUCUGGAGUAUAAAUAAUAUUCAUGGACCAAAUCCUAAAUAUAUACUUGUCGUCGAUCACAAUAUGACGACUCCUAUCUCUGGUCGAAGAAAGCGACCUCUUCCCGACGACGACCCAGAUUCGUCGCCCGCCGUUACACCAACAUUGAACGCCACUGUUAAGAGACGCCGCCUUAACACUCUUACAAAUCCGUCCCCAUCUACACCCAAGGGCUUCUCUGCUAUAACUUCUGCUAUCAGCGGCGCACUUGGAUUCGGUCGAAAAAAGAACGCGAGUACCGCCGCUGCUGCUACCAACCCGAAAACUUCAACCAAUGAUGCCACAUACGAUGUACCCGAAUCCCCAGAGGACAAGAAAUCUACCGAAUACCUACAAAGCCUCCCAUUGAAACAUAAUAAAAUUAGUAUUAAGUCGCCGAACAAGAAGUCCCGUCCUCGAGCCAAUGUCUACGAAGUACCAGAUUCCGACGAGGAGGUCAGUCAUGACCCAGGACCAGCGGAUACAAGUCAUGACGAGCUCCAAUCCACGCCACCUAGGAAGAGGGGCGCCAAUGGCGUGUCGAGUACAUCGUCGAAGAAGAGUGUAAGCGCGCGAUUGUUGGAAUCUCGCAAAAAGAAACCAGCCAUUGCGCAAGAAGAAAGCAACCUAGAAGCUACACCGAAACGAAAGGGGAGACCAGCUAGAUCAGAGAGCAAACCCAGUACAUCCGCGUCUAAACCUAGUAUAAAGCCAAAAAGGACGAUACCUCUCAAGAGCAAUAUAGAUGCAUCGCCCGCGAUCAAGUUGCCAGCCAUCAAGGGAAUAUUAACCCCCCAAAAGAAGAAACCCGGCCGACCGCGGAAGAAUGUGGCAUUCAAUGAUGGAGAUAGUGGGAAAGAGAACGAAAUAUUCUUCAAGGACAUUCAAUUGACCACUUCGAGGUCGAAGCCGCAAGAAAAGGCCGCAGCUGUUAUAACCGACACGGAGACACCCGCCGGAGAUGAAGAAAACGAAACACGUGAGAGCGAGGAUGACGAAGUAUGUGCGAUAUGUUCGAAACCAGAUUCGGAACCGCCGAACGAGAUUAUAUUUUGCGAGAAUUGUGACAUGGCGGUUCACCAAAAAUGCUACGGUGUACCUGUCAUUCCGGAAGGCGACUGGAUAUGUAGGAAUUGUUCACAGGACGAUGCUCUACCGGAGGCGAAGGUGACCCCUCAGAAACGAAUACGCGUUACUAAGUCAUCGGAAGUGCCUAAAAUUCCAAAUUUGGAACAACACCUACGACAGAUGCAACGCGUACUGUUAGAUCGAUGCUCUGGAAAUCGCCGUAUUAAGCUCUGUGGUCAGACGGAAGCUUAUGAUAAGGCCUUUCAACUAGCAGAACAGACUGUCUUGGCCGGUGAGGGUAAUUCGAUGAUGGUUAUUGGUGCGAGAGGUUGCGGCAAGACUACGUUGAUGGAAGAGAUCAUCUCAAAUCUCAGAGCGGAACACCAAGAGGAAUUCCAUGUGGUUCGUCUUAACGGUUUUAUUCACACUGACGACAAGCUAGCUUUGAAGGAGAUUUGGCGCCAGCUCGGUAAGGAGAUGGAUCUCGAAGAUGACCUCAUAAAUAAGACGAACAACUAUGCCGACACGAUGGCUUCGCUCUUAGCUCUUUUAUCCCACCCCGCAGAAAUUACAGGAGCCGAUGAUGGUGUAACAUCCAAGUCGGUCGUCUUUAUUAUUGACGAGUUCGACUUAUUUGCGACACACGCUCGACAAACGCUAUUGUACAAUUUGUUUGAUAUUGCUCAAGCGAGGAAGGCACCAAUUGCAGUGCUGGGAUUGACUACAAGAAUCGACGUUGUAGAAAGUCUAGAAAAGAGAGUAAAGAGUCGAUUCAGCCAUCGAUAUGUUUACAUGUCUCUUCCGAAAACUCUAGGUGCUUAUUGGGAAGCCUGCAAACAAGGGCUUUCUGUCGAUGAGGAAGACCUCGCCCAGGAAGGCUUCGAUACUAGUCUCGAAGGGCUAUACGAGUUCCGAGACUAUUGGGACAACAAGAUCGAGGCCCUUCAUAAAACCUCAAGUUUCGAAGACCAUCUAGAAUAUCAUUACUAUACGACGAAAUCCAUACCAGCUUUCCUCACUACAUGCAUUCUACCUCUGUCAACAAUUUCAACCUCCUCACUAGAUAUACAAAUACCCUCAUCUUCUACGGGAUGCAUCUCUCUAGAGCCUUCGGAAUCCAAAUUACAUCUUUUAGGAACGUUAUCAGAUCUCGAAUUAGCGCUACUUAUUUCAGCGGCUCGUCUAGAUAUCGUUGCUCAUACGGACACAGUCAAUUUUGCUAUGGCGUAUGAUGAAUAUAGCUCACAAAUGGGCAAGCAAAGAGUUCAGUCGGCUUCUUCCGGUAUGUUAGCUCUAGGAGCAGGCGCAAGGACUUGGGGGCGAGGCAUCGCCGCGGUAGCCUGGGAACGUUUAGUAUCCCUCGGUAUACUCAUCCCGGCCGGCAUUGGCGGCCGGAGUAACGCUGCACAUGGCGGUCUAGAGGGGAAAAUGUGGAAACUCGACAUUAUACUGGAUGAGGUUCCUGCGGCGUGCGAACUACCGGGAUUUCUUUCCCGGUGGUGCAGCCAGAUUUAACCCAUUACGGAUAUCUCUCGGCCGCGGUAUUUGAAUGCAGAUAUAUAAAUACACCAACUUUUAAGCCAAUCUCGACUCAGCCAGCCGGGUUAGAAACGGUCCGCGAACCAUAAGGAAUUAACAAAGUCAUAAAGAGUCAUAAAAGGAUAAAAAUACUCUCAUACUAAUUACUGACUGACUGUGCUGCUCCUGCAACAUCGG